Molecule: messenger RNA, 1898 nt
Organism: Aedes albopictus (Asian tiger mosquito)
Lineage: Eukaryota; Metazoa; Arthropoda; Insecta; Diptera; Culicidae
Gene: mRpS30
Product: large ribosomal subunit protein mL65
Exons: 2
Coding region: 145-1821 (558 amino acids)
Biological process (GO): translation
Cellular component (GO): mitochondrion; mitochondrial large ribosomal subunit; ribosome
Molecular function (GO): structural constituent of ribosome
Source: RefSeq, a predicted model, not a curated record
CAAAUCCGCCUGAUGCGGAGCCGAUGAAACGUCAGUUUCGUAACAAUCGCACAUUUUUCGCGUUUUCUAGUUUUUCAUCUCAGUCAGUGAAAACAUCGGAAAAAUUCAAUCUCGGAUGUUGCUAAUUUAAGUCGGAACAACGAAAUGCUUUCGCAAAGUUUCCGUCGUAAUUUGCAACUUGUACUCCGCGGUACGAGUGGUCGCCUUUCGCUAUCGACGAGAGCCCUAGCAAACCCUAGUGAUGAGUACGCGGAACAGCCACAGUACCCGGCCAUCGAGGACCUCAGUUUUCGCUCCAGAAAAAAACGAGAAGCGGCCGAAUGGCACGAACGGAUCCGACAGUUGAGUACGGUGGAGGAGAAGUUGUUCGAAAUUAAUAUGCCCAAGUACUAUGGCUACAAGGCGCAUCUUAUCACCGAUCAGAAGUUUCCGUAUAAUGUUCUUCCGCUGGCGCAGUACGCUACGAGGACUUAUCUGGAGGAGAAUUUACCGGAAACGUACCGCAAAUUGGAAGAAAGUGCCAAACAGCUGCUAGAUCAAGUGCGUGGUGAAUUGGAGGAUGUUGUUGGAUUCGAGCUGACGGGAUACAGUCGCUCAUUUGGAUCCAACGAGGAAUUAUCUCCAGUUGAAAAGGAAGAAAUAGUUACUGCAUCGCUUCUCACUGGGUUGAAUCGCAUCUUAAUCAACGGCAUGUCGAAGAAAUUCACCCAUUUGAACGAACUUGAAAUCGAUUUUGAUCCCCGACAUGAAGCGUUCUGGUUUUUAGGAGGAAUCCCACCCCCAGCUCUGGUGAAGAAUAUAAAGAAAGGGGUGGAAUGGCAGAAGCCGUACGCAAAUGAUCCAUAUGAUCGUAAGAUUCAAUACGUUGGAAAGCCGUAUUUGGCGUUGAGACAUAAACACCCCCUGGAUGCGUUUGCUCAGAAUGCAGUGGAUAAUCUGGAUGUCAAACGGGACGGUGUGAUUAUUCCGGAGUUCAGAUUCGAUCCAAUAACCUUAGGGUAUAGAACCGAGCAGCGACAUGCCACGACAAUUCCUGGCUUCUGGCCUGGGGACCAACAUGAAUUUGGAUUGGUUUCGUUCCAGCGUAGAAGUCACGCCCAGAUUCGUCCAACGUACUGCGCCGUCAAUGACCUGCAGGAGGCUCUCCAUGCACAGGGAAUAUUUUCAAGUUACGCUUGGACCUUAGGACAGGCUUGCUAUCAAGGUUUCUCCACCUUCAACGAUGUAACGUAUCCGCUGUCAACGCAAACCGUUAUAACUGACGGUAAAAUGUGGUCAUUCUAUGCGUACCAGCUAAACACCACCUUGCUGCAUUCGGAUCAAGUGGAUGCUAAUCCACGCUACAACCAGUGCUGGGGCACAAAAGAGCUUCAGCUGUACGAUCACGUGGACGAAAGCGGCAAAGUUCACGGGCUGAACGACGAAGUCCUGUUGCAUUUGAUUUCCUUCUACAUGAAUACUCCACAUCCGCGCGUGGGAGUUGACCUGAAACCCUACUUAUGCAAAACCGAAACUCGGGUGGCGGACAUCAUCGAUGAGAAACGUCGCAUCUUCAUGGAGGAAAAGUACAAGCACAUAGUAUCCAACCGGCCCCGGCACCGGCCGGAACCCGAACUGUACCAGUGGGAGAAGAUCUACAAGGUGGACAACGAUACACGCGCGCUAGAACCCAAGCGCAGACCGUUUGAACUCGGUCUGAACAUGUACCGGCGGCGAAUGGACGAACACGCGCUGAAGUAUAUUCCCCGGAAGGUUCGUCCCGAUGGGCCCAAGAGUAAGCCGAAGUUCGAGGCUACCUACUACCCGAGUGUGAGGCGAUAAGGAGGGUUUAACUGCGACUAACGAUGAUUGAAUCGUUCAAACUGCGACCAACUAUUGAAAAGAAGAAUACUAUGUUA